UUUUUGUUGCACAAACGGCAACGUCGAGUUGCCCCUUGAAAAUUUCAUCAAGUCGGAUGUGACUUCUCAGUCAGCAAGAGAUACGAAAAUUGAGAAUGGCGCCAUGAAGUGCGUCAGCUUUCGGAAGUUCCUCAUCUGAAUUGUACAUUAAUCAAGCCAUGUUGGUUUGACGUCAGAGUUCAUCAUAGUCAAUGACGCCCAAACGAUUCCAUUCACUGCUCAAGUGCUAAACUUUUUACUGCAUGAGCUGCCCUAUCCUAGAAUAUCGGCAUCAAUUUCAAGGCCUCUUUACAAGUGUCACGUUCUCUCUAAUCAUCUUCCAAAUUGCUCGCCACUUCCCAGAAGCUUGCAGGAACAAAAACAGGAUACACAGCGUCAGGGAGGUAUAGGAUACACAGGGAGGAGUCACAUUUUGUUCUUGUUGGCCGCAGGGCAACUGCCAAUUUAGAUCACUAUUCAUUGAUAAUCGGGGAAUCACCGAUAUCACCGCACCGACCACUGAAAUUACUUCCCCGAUUAAGAUUAUCCCCGCACCGGGAUAACCGGUGCGCACCUAAAAAGCUCCCCGAUUGGCGCGGGGCCGAGCGCUAGCCAAGUCCAAUUGAUGACAAGUCUGGCAACGUCGAAGGCUUGUUUGGAAAAUGGCCGCUCACAGCUCCGCUCAAGAAAUUACGGAUGAAGACGCCGCUGUCCUGCAGUUUCCCAAAGAAAUGUCGCCAGAGUCCUGUGGCAGUUCUCUAUGGCCAACAAGGAAGUCCAAUUCUGAAGUGUGUUUCAUUUGUUUGAAACCCCUGUCUGGGAUUUUCAUCAGGUGCGAAGAGUGUGUCAGGGUCGAUAUCUGUCCAGCUUGCUUUGCCAAAGGAAAAGAAAGCAAACAGCAUUUGAACAAUCACGGCUACAGGGUCAUCAGGGAUGACUUCCCUCUUUUUGAUGGCUGGACAGCACGUCAAGAGCUAAAUCUGCUCGAUCAGUUAUCUACCCAUGGUCCAUCAAAUUGGAUAGAAGUGGCCAAACGUUUUAAAGCCACACCUGAAGAAUGUGCACACCAUUACAACAAGUGGUAUCUGGAAGACCCGGUGGAAGCCCUGCCUCGGCCAAAAAGUCCAGAUCGACUGUAUCGGCCCCUUCCAAUCGUCUACAGAACGGGGACACACGACCCACCGAGACCUGUGCCGGGAAGUGUUUACCACAGAGACAUGGCUGGUUACUGCGCUGCUCGUGGCGAUUUUCAAGUGGAACCUUUUCAGAGCGCAGAAUUAGAUGUGGCAUCCUUACAGGAUGAAACUAAGCCGGAAGCGGAUGAAGAGAUUGAGGAAGAGGAUUUAGAACUAGAACGUGCAUUGACCAUAGCUGUCGUACAAGUGUAUAACGAUAAAUUGCGUGAACGAUUUCGAAAAAAACGCAUCAUCCAGGAGCAUGGUUUGAUCAAUUUUCAUCGACAUUUAGCGGCUCGUUACCGUUACGACUCUACGCUAACACAUCGCGUGUGUGAGCGUCUCUCUGUGUUUUCCCAAGUGCUGAAAUUCCAAGACCACUGCAGGCUUUUCGAAGGUUUGCACGGUCACGCCGAAUUGCGACAGCGAAUUCAGCAACUGCAAAGGUACCGACACUUGGGAAUCAAGACAUUAGCUGCGGCCAAAAUUUACAAGCAGCUGCAGGUCCGUCGCGAGAAACAGAUGAAACAAUGGAAGCAAUUUGCUGCCAAUUUGCAUGCCGCCUUUCCCGUGCCACAUCAACAUCAACAAUUGGUGGCAUCGGCUCUGCUUCAAGGAAGCAAUGGCAACGCUUUGCUGGCCUCCACUGGCCAUUUCCCACAACAACGAAGAAGUGCACCUCCGUUGGACAUAGUCGGACUGCCCGGUUACGACAAAUUAAACGAAGGCGAACGACAGUUGUGCUCCGUUUCACGCCUCGUACCCGAAUCGUAUUUGGAAUUCCGUAACAUUCUGAUUGCCGAGUGCCGCAACCGCAAAGGCAUUCGAUUGGCACAAGCCAGGACGUUAAUCAAGAUUGAUGUGAACAAGACGCGCAAGAUCUUUGACUUCCUUUUAGAAGAGAAACUAAUCUACUUGCCCGCUUGAUUCAUGGCACCACUUGUUAUAAUAUUAUUUGUUUUGUACAGGGCAGAGAAGAGUGGGGAAAAGGAGAUGAGCAAUAAACUUGCAUUAUACAGUCAA
Messenger RNA from Daphnia magna, 2177 nucleotides. Its product is annotated as DNA-directed RNA polymerase II subunit RPB4. The coding region runs from base 642 to 2081 and encodes 479 amino acids. Gene Ontology annotation, cellular component: SAGA-type complex; RNA polymerase II, core complex; P-body. Gene Ontology annotation, molecular function: nucleotide binding; transcription coactivator activity; chromatin binding. Gene Ontology annotation, biological process: chromatin remodeling; positive regulation of translational initiation; nuclear-transcribed mRNA catabolic process, deadenylation-dependent decay. The transcript is spliced from 4 exons. The record is from RefSeq and is a predicted model, not a curated record. NCBI's taxonomy places the organism in Eukaryota, Metazoa, Arthropoda, Branchiopoda, Diplostraca, Daphniidae.